Molecule: messenger RNA, 2820 nt
Organism: Engraulis encrasicolus (European anchovy)
Lineage: Eukaryota; Metazoa; Chordata; Actinopteri; Clupeiformes; Engraulidae
Gene: odc1
Product: ornithine decarboxylase 1
Exons: 11
Coding region: 317-1705 (462 amino acids)
Cellular component (GO): cytoplasm
Molecular function (GO): ornithine decarboxylase activity
Source: RefSeq, a predicted model, not a curated record
CUCUACCGGCUUCCACUCCAACUUGAGCCAGGCAGCAAGGCGGUGUACUACUGUAUGACGGCUUCUGGGCGAGAACAAAGUAUCACUUUUCAAGGAUUCAGAUCUAAUGGGGAAAAGUCUUUGUAAAUGCUUUUAAAGAAUCAUUACUUGGAAACAUUGCACACUGGCUGCUCUGAAGGGAAUGGCCUUGAGUCUUAUCUGAAAGGAUUCAAUUUCACUGGAGAACCUCCUUGGCAGCUGCUCCUCUACACCUGAUAAAGCCUAAAUAAUUCCAUCUCUUUCUAGUCCAAUUCAUUUGCAAUCCAAUCUUGGAAUCAUGAGCUCUUUCACUCCCACCGACUAUGACUUCACCUUCCUGGAGGAAGGGUUCUCUGCAUGGGACAUUGUGGAGCAGAACAUCAACGAGCUGUCCAUGUCUGAUGACAAGGAUGCGUUCUACGUGGCGGACCUGGGGGACGUCCUGAAGAAGCACCUGCGCUGGGCGCGCGCCCUGCCCCGCGUGCACCCCUUCUACGCCGUCAAGUGCAACGACAGCCGCGCCGUGGUCCAGACGCUUGCCGCUCUGGGAGCGGGCUUUGACUGCGCCAGCAAGACGGAGAUCCAGCUGGUGCAGUCUCUGGGCGUGGCGCCUGAGCGCAUCAUCUAUGCCAACCCGUGCAAGCAGGUGUCCCAGAUCAAGUACGCGCUGGGCCACGGGGUCCAGAUGAUGACCUUCGACAACGAGGUGGAGCUCAUGAAGAUCGCACGCUGCCAUGGCAACGCCAAGCUGGUCUUGCGCAUUGCCACGGACGACUCGAAGGCGGUGUGCCGUCUGAGCAUCAAGUUUGGAGCCACCCUGAAGAACAGCCGCGUGCUGCUGGAGCGGGCGCGGGAGCUGGGCCUGGAUGUCAUCGGGGUCAGCUUCCACGUGGGCAGCGGAUGCACCGACCCGGAGACCUACACGCAGGCCAUCUCCGACGCACGCUGUGUCUUCGACAUUGGGGCUGAGCUGGGAUACAACAUGACCCUCCUGGACAUCGGAGGCGGCUUCCCUGGCUCAGAAGACACCAAGCUGAAGUUUGAGGAGAUCACCACUGUGAUCAACCCUGCACUGGAUAAGUAUUUCCCUGCUGACUCCGGGGUGCAGAUCAUCGCGGAGCCCGGCCGCUUCUAUGUGGCCUCUGCCUACACGCUGGCCGUCAACAUCAUCGCCAAGAAGGUGGUGAUGAACGAGCAGUCGGCCUCUGAUGAGGAGGACGAUGGCUGCAACGAUCGCACCCUGAUGUACUAUGUGAACGACGGGGUUUACGGGUCUUUCAACUGCAUCCUUUACGACCACGCUCACGUGCUGCCAACCUUGCACAAGAAACCCAAGCCAGAUGAGCGCUUUUACCCGUGCAACAUCUGGGGCCCGACAUGUGACGGCCUGGACCGCAUCGUGGAGCACUCUGUGCUGCCGGACCUGCAGGUGGGCGACUGGCUGCUGUUUGAGAACAUGGGCGCCUACACCGUGGCCGCCUCCUCCACCUUCAACGGCUUCCAGAGGCCUGACAUCCACUACGUCAUGUCCCGCAACGCAUGGCAGUGCAUGCAGCAGAUCCAGGCCCAGGGGAUGCCGGCCCCUGUGGAGGAGCUGAGCCAGGGCAGCAUGCCGUCCUGCUGUGGGCGCGAGAGCAGCCUGGAGGUCCUGGCCAAGCCCUGCCCGCCCACCCACGUGCUGCUCUAAGAGCCUCAAUAGCCACCCGCACCAGGCACACUGUAACAAACAAAACAAAAGCUGGCUUCAACUCAGCUUCACCGAACCAACCACCCACCAUCCCAUGCACAUAGUGUUGUUCAUGCACCCGGCUCCCUUUCUGUGCAGUUCCAGAAAGCCGCUUUGCUAACUUUUGUUUGCAACUUACUGGUAGCAAUGCAACUUCCCCUUGGCAACCAACGGAGUUGUGAACUGGUUAGCAAUGACGCUUUUGAGAAAUGGGGUCCAAAAUGGCAGUUUUUUUUAAUAAAACAGUGUUUUUUUGUCACUGUCAUUUGCCACCAGUCUGCAAUAUAUUUAACUGCUUUAUGUAGAUUUCGAAUGAAAAGCCCACUUAUGGUAAUGGGCAGACAUUUCAUUCAUACAUUUGGUGACUCGCUGUGUUUUUUUGUUUGUUUGUUUUGUUUUUUACUUUUGUAUUUGUUUUUUAUGUUUGUGGGGCCACUCACUUGUCACCCAUUGCAGACACGCAAUCAUCCUGUCACACAUUCUGUGUCUCCAGUAUGGUUUUAUUAUUGCUCUUAUUUUAUUUUAAUGUUUUAUUGUAUUAUUUUAUUAUUUUAUUUUAUAGUUGCAUCAAAAGGCCAGUUACUUGACUGGGAGCAUGAAGGGGUAAAACAUUUGGCAUGAUUACCAUUCCCAGUAUGAAGGAUGUAGGUUCAGUCCUGAUGCGCUCCUUAAUCUCGAGCACCGCCUUUGUGACUUAACUGAAGGCGGAUCUCCGUGGAUGGCAGUUUCAUAGAGAGCUCAUGAAAAGAGAUGUGUGGAAGCGUGUCAGGAUAUGGCUGCUAUAAGUAUAUUUAAGUUAUAAAGCCUCAUUCUCUAUACUGAAAUGUGCACAUAUGCCCUUCAUAUUCCACCUAAUUUCUACUCUCCUUUGCUUAACUUUUUUAUUUUAUUUUAAUGUAUUACUAUGUGCUAGUAAGUGUUAAUAUUAAUAAAAGCAUAUAGUUGCUGUCAACAAUGCAUCUGGAAAUGGACUGCGGAAGAGCUGGGAUUGCAUGUAUAAUUUGCUUUCCUAUGGAAACUUUUAAACAAAUUUUUGUAUUUUUUUUUAUAAAUAAUAAAACUAUGUAGUUGAAAUA